Molecule: messenger RNA, 1596 nt
Organism: Enterobius vermicularis (human pinworm)
Lineage: Eukaryota; Metazoa; Nematoda; Chromadorea; Rhabditida; Oxyuridae
Source: the annotation of a GenBank genome assembly
AUGAAUGAAUUGUUCGCGUGUUCUAAGGAAUCAACGUUACUUUUUGAUGCUAUGUGCGGCUUGAGUUACAAAACUCGUAAUGUUGUGCACUUGGGACUCGGUUUCAUCUGCGUUUUUCUCGCUUUUAAUUCGCAGGGCUUUAUUGAAGAAACCGCUAUAGACAAUGCAGAAAAUAUGAAUAAACAUGCUGGAUACUACAGCUUAGCAAUUAUAUAUGCUUUUUCAAUGGGAACAAACAUGAUUGUUGCUCCGUUAGUGGAUUUCCUAGGUCCACGACUAUCAAUGGCUGGUGGAAGCUUUAUGUAUACUUUGUUUCAAAUUGGGAUGCUAUUCCUAAACGAACCCUAUUUGUACAUCUCGUCAGCACUUCUUGGCAUUGGAUCCGGCUUCGUAUGGACUGGUCAAGGAAAAUAUUUGUCGAUGAAUUCAACGAAGAAAACAGCUGGUCGUAACAGCGGUUUACUAUGGGGCAUGCUUCAAACAUCGCUUGUUGGUGGCGGUUUAUUUCUGUUCGGCAUCUUUAGCGGUUUAGAAACAGACACCAUCGACAAACGAACGCGACAGAUAAUUUAUGGAGUAUUUUCUGCAGUAAGUCUUAUUGGUAACGUUCUCCUCGCUUUCAUACCAAUGCAUGAUUUGACAGAUCAGAACGAGGAUACUGAUGAAGAAAAAAAUCCAAAGAAAGAAAUGUCGCAGCUGCAAGUUCUAACCGGAGCUUUUCGACUUUUAAUAACACCACAUAUGUUGUUACUGGUAAUAUCGUUUAUCUACACGGGUUUGGAAUUAAGCUACUGGUCUGGUGUUUAUUCGACAGCAAUUUCUAGAACUCGAACUUUUAAGUUUAACAGACACAAAAUUGUGGGCUUGAAUGCUAUCUGCCAAGGAAUAGGCCAGAUUAUUGGUGGCCUAUGUUUUGGUAUAUUUGGCGACAAGUUUCGUCGAUACGGCAGGAAUCCGAUUGUCAUCACCGGUUAUGUCGCACACUUGGUGUGCUUUGUAUUAUCAUUUAUAAAUCUUCCACCCGAUGCUAAUUUGCGUAACACCUGGAAGGAUGCUUAUAUCACACCAAACAUUGCUCUAGCGUUGAUUGUUAGCGUUCUCCUCGGAUUCGGUGAUGCUGCAUGGAAUACGCAAAUGUACUCAAUUUUAAUCGGAGUUUACAGUGAAAAAAUUGCCCAAGCAUUUUCAAUUAUGAAAUUUUUCCAGACACUAUGCGGAGCAACUAGGGCAGAAAAAAGCGAUAUUGAAGCGUUGGUAAUAGCGAGGAUUAUCGACGCUGACGGAAAAACGAUUUGCUUGAGAGGCUGCUUGAACGCAAAUAUGUCGCAGAAGAUGUUGUUUCCUGUUGUGCAGGCUGCAGCAGCUUGCGGUGCAUUCUUUUAUACCUCUGCCAUCGAACUUCGAUGGAUAUUGUUGAUUCUCUUAAUAACAAGUACAAUCGGAGUUUCCGCGUUCUUUUACGUUGAAAUUUGGGCGCACAGAAAAAGUCGAGAGAAAGAAGCUGAAGAAGAAAAAAGUCAAGAGAAAGAAGCUGAAGAAGAUACAGCAUCAGCUGCUGCAGAGAGUGUAAAGGUCGAGGAAACAGAGGCAGCGUGA